Messenger RNA from Cucumis melo (muskmelon), 501 nucleotides. Its product is annotated as extensin-3-like. The coding region runs from base 1 to 501 and encodes 166 amino acids. The record is from RefSeq and is a predicted model, not a curated record. The transcript has a single exon. Lineage: Eukaryota; Viridiplantae; Streptophyta; Magnoliopsida; Cucurbitales; Cucurbitaceae.
AUGGUCUCUCUUGUUAUUUCCGUUUUGGUGGUAGCUCUAAGCCUAUCGUAUACAACUGUUCAAGCCUACCAAGAUUCCUACUCUUCAACGCUUACCUUUAAGGAUCAUGACAAACACAAAUCUCCACCCCCACCGUCUCGAAAGAAGUCUCCUCCACCGCCACCUCCGUCCAAAAGGAAGUCCCCCCCUCCACCACCACCAAAGAGAAAUGAAUAUCUCUCACCUCCACCACCUCCAAAAAAACACGAUAACAAGUCACCUCCUCCUCCACCGCCAAAAGAGAAGACUCCUCCACGACCAAGAAAGUCUCCCCCUCCACCACCACCAAGAAAGCAUGAUAACAAGUCACCACCUCCACCACCACCAAGAAAGCGUGAUAACAAGUCACCUCCACCACCGCCACCAAAGAAACACGAAUAUGACUCCUAUCCUCCACCACCACCACCAAGGAAGCAUAAGGACAAGUCCCCUCUUCACCACGAUCCCCUCACAAUUAAUUAG